GUCAGAUUCGCUCAGUCGCUUGGCCGCAUUACAGACCCGGGAAUUAUAACGCUCACUGCAAACGCUAUUUACAGCAGGCAGCCCGGCUUUAUUUCUCCGGUUGCGAAACGGUCAAAGUCGGAUCUGUCAUUCGACCCACUUGUAACUUGUGAAGUGACGGGAGCAUGGCGGAGCUCAGUACUAUUUUUCCUGGUGGACCGUUCACAUCCCUCAGGCCGGGCAACAGAACUUACUGUAACGUUAACAAAGACUUCACAGCGAAGUUCCUGCCCACCGUGUACACCAUCGUGUUUAUAAUGGGCUUCGUGGGGAAUUGCUGGGUGCUGGGAGAUAUGUGCUUGAGCCGGAGGAAAUGCAUCAACAUCACUGUGUUCUUAUUUAAUCUGGGCCUGGCUGAUCUCCUGUAUGUUACUAGUUUGCCCUUCCUGGUGGUGUAUUAUGUCAGAGAACGCCAUUGGAUGUUUGGGAAAGCGUUUUGCAGAAUAACGAGGCUCCUGUUCCACCUGAACUUGUACGGCAGCAUCGGAUUCCUCACCUGUAUCAGUGUGCAGCGGUACCUGGGCAUAGUGCACCCCAUGAAAGUGUUGGGCAGAUGGAAUCGCCGCCAGUCGCUGCUCUUCAGCCUCCUGGUCUGGGGGCUGGUUCUUACCCAAACCUCAGCCGAUCUACAUUUCACCAAGACGAACCUCAAUGGCACCAAAUGUUUUGACAGUGUUACGACAAGGGAACUGAGGGAAUACAUAAAGUAUAAUCUCGCCCUGUCCGUGACAGCUUUCUUCAUCCCCUUCCUCAUCAUUGUCGGCUGUUACAGCCAUGUUGUUCUGGUUCUGGUCCGCAACAAUAACGUGGACCCAGGCUUGAGGGACCGCUGCCUUAAGCUUGUGCUGAUCAUCACGGUUUUGUUUUCGCUUUGUUUCGCACCUUAUCACUUUCUGAGGAACGCGAACCUGAUCUCGAGGUACUUCCAACUCCAGGGCCAGUGCAUUCAAACUUUCAAAAACAUUUAUCUGGCUUACCAAGUGGCCAGGGCCAUGGCCAGCUUGAACAGCAUCAUUAACCCACUGGUUUACGUUCUGGCUAGAGACAAUAUGAAGUCACAAACUGAAAAGUUCGGAAGAGCUGCCAGUUCUUUGUCCUCAACACGUGUCAUCCAAGUGGCUGAACUGGAAAAGAACUUACUUAGUAGCCCAUAGAUAUUCAAUAGCUUUACAGCACCUCGUCACCUAUUAUAAAAUGUUCACGAUAUGCCAAAAGGCAUUUUAUUGCAUAUAUUACUGCUCCUGUUUAACUGUGCUAUAUAUACGUUUUUUAAAGCCCACAUUUAACUUUCUGUGCAUGAAUAUUACACUGAAUAGGGAACGGGGAGACUUCCUGUUUCUCAUAUAACAUUUCCUUUGGAGAAGAAAGUAGUUGUUUAAAAAUGCACAGAGGUUUUAACAUGCAUUUCCAGUAGGGCCAGCAUAAGUUUUAUAAAUACGCCAUAAACAAAUCGGAUCGGGACUGGAAAACAGAAAGAUUAACUUUCAUUUCUCUGCAUAGAAGUUGCUAAACCUGCUGGUUUUGUUCAUAAUGAGGCCAUUUCGGUGUGUAUAGAAACCAAAGAACGGCGGAUGCUGUAAAUCAGGAACAAAAACAGAAGUUGCUGGAAAAGCUCAGCAGGUCUGGCAGCAUCUGUGAAGGAGAAAACGGAGUUUUAACGUUUCGGGUCCGGUGACCCUUCCUCACUACCAUAAGUAGCAGCAGAGGCCAACAGCAACCACUCAAACACAAGGGAGGAAGGAAUAGAAGGAUAUGCCGGCAUAGUGGAAAGAGCGAAAUCUAGUGGAUGGAUGAACGUGGAAUGAGGAACGGUCACCGGACCCGAAUUAUCCUCCGACACUUCCGCCAUUUACAAUCCGACCCCACCACACCCGGCACCUUCCCCUGCAACCGCAGGAAAUGCUACACUUGCCCCCACACCUCCUCCCUCACCCCCAUCCCAGGCCCCAAGAUGACAUUCCACAUUAAGCAGAGGUUCACCUGCACAUCUGCCAAUGUGGUAUACUGCAUCCACUGUACCCGGUGCGGCUUUCUCUACAUUGGGGAAACCAAGCGGAGGCUUGGGGACCGCUUUGCAGAACACCUCCGCUCAGUUCGCAACGAACAACUGCACCUCCCAGUCGCAAACCAUUUCCACUCCCCCUCCCAUUCUCUUGAUGACAUGUCCAUCAUGGGCCUCCUGCACUGCCACAAUGAUGCCACCCGAAGGUUGCAGGAACAGCAACUCAUAUUCCGCCUGGGAACCCUGCAGCCUAAUGGUAUCAAUGUGGA
Molecule: messenger RNA, 2310 nt
Organism: Stegostoma tigrinum
Lineage: Eukaryota; Metazoa; Chordata; Chondrichthyes; Orectolobiformes; Stegostomatidae
Product: P2Y purinoceptor 1
Exons: 1
Coding region: 165-1193 (342 amino acids)
Biological process (GO): G protein-coupled receptor signaling pathway
Cellular component (GO): membrane
Molecular function (GO): neuropeptide receptor activity
Source: RefSeq, a predicted model, not a curated record